This is a messenger RNA of Lindgomyces ingoldianus, 868 nucleotides long. Its product is annotated as ubiquitin-conjugating enzyme E2 15. Lineage: Eukaryota; Fungi; Ascomycota; Dothideomycetes; Pleosporales; Lindgomycetaceae. The transcript has 3 exons. Bases 219 to 728 code for a protein of 169 amino acids. Gene Ontology annotation, cellular component: endoplasmic reticulum; cytosol. The record is from RefSeq and is a predicted model, not a curated record.
ACGACACAGAAAACGCAUACGCAGAACGGAACUGCCCCCAACCCGUGCCUUCGAUCGAUAUCUAGUAGCUGGGUCGUAGUACCUUCUUCAUCCGCAAGCCACCCGCGAAACACGACUUAAAGGCUUCCUCCCGCGCCUCCUUCUCUUCCGCACCCGACCAUCCACACGCCAGCGCAUCAACCUCCGACGGUCUACCUCAGUAGACUCCCACUGCAAGGAUGGCUAGCUCCUCCGCAGCUGCGGGUCUGCUCGCACGUCAACUCAAGCAAAUGCAAAAUGACAAAGAUAUACCAGGAAUCAGUUGCGGCCUAGUGGAUAACAACGUCUUCGAGUGGGAGGUCAUGUUGAUGAUCAAUGACGAUACCAAGUACUACGGGGGGGGCUUCUUCAGGGCACAUCUCAGUUUCCCCACCGAGUAUCCACUGAUGCCGCCAAAGAUGCGAUUCGAGACGCCCAUCUUCCAUCCCAACAUCUACGCGAGCGGUGACGUUUGCAUAUCAAUCCUGCAUCCGCCCGAAGAAGACAAGUACGGUUACGAGUCUGCGGCCGAACGCUGGUCGCCCGUCCAAACCCCCGAGACAAUCCUCCUAUCCGUCAUCUCCAUGCUCAGCAGCCCCAAUGACGAGAGCCCCGCGAACGUGGAAGCAGCGGCAAUGUGGCGCGAGAACCCUACCGAGUUUAAGAAACGCGUUAGGAAGUGUGUGCGGGAUAGUCAACAGUUUGACUGAUCUCCAGGGGUGUUUGAGCGGAUGAAUUGGUUCCGGUAGCGUUUCGGUUACAUUUUAGGGCUCUUGUCAUGAAUGCAUAGCUGGUCGGGUUUGAUGCUGUUUCCCAGCGACCUUUCGCAAUGAAAUUUUUAUUACUCUUC